CAGGCAUGUUUCGGCACCAGUAUCCUCUAGUGGCAGUGUUUUGAGGUGCCAUUGACAAGAAGGUGAGCUAGGUGAAUAUGAAAGAGCGUCGCGCACAGCUAAACCGUGUACAGUAGAGAAGGCGCUCCCAACACCAGAUCGCCUACACACUUUCACCUCGCCGCCAACUCCACCCUGCUUAACCACAAUGCCGACGUAUCGCAGCAUCAAUAUUGCGCUCCACUCGCAAUUCGACAUCGAGACUCUCCCCGAAUACUUCCCGCCGCCUUCCUCACCAUCUCUCGACUCUUCCCUCAAUCUCGCUCCCAGCAUCCCGCCGCUCAUCGACGACACCACAUCAACAUGCUCCAUCCAUGUCCCCGUGCUGCCCGGCAGCCAGUUCUGGAUCGCAUACUCGGUCUCACCGCCUGUGCCGGAAGGGCACUAUUUCCUUUUCAAGCUGUACAUCGAUGGGGAGAGGGUGGUGAGCUGGAGUACUGGGAAAGAGGAUGGCUGGAUGGGACAGACUAUGUUUGGGCUAUUUCAGAGCGAAGGGGGUCAUGGCGGGGUUGGUGAGAAGAGAAGGGUCGAGAAGAGGGUGCUUUGUUUCAGCGCGCCGGAUAGGAAGGGACGGAUGAAGGAUGGGUGUGUGGAGAUUCGGGUGCAUCGCGCGAAUGGGAGGAAGAGGGCUGAGAGGGAGGUGGGAGUGUUCGAAGAAACAAAGCUUGCAAAGAAAGAGGGCGGCAUCAGGUGAGUCUGCAACAAACAAAGCUAGUGGAAGAGGGAUGCUGAUCCACCAGCCUCGUCAACGCUGGACGCGCGGGUCCUGAGCAACCCAAGCGUUUCUACAAGUUCGCACUCAUUGACCCGGUCGAUCAGCCCUUCGCCACGUUCCGCUACUACUACCGCACCUGGGAGCAGUUGCGCGACCUGGGUUUGCUGGACAAUGAGUACUAUACGGAGAGCGAGGAAAAUGAC
Molecule: messenger RNA, 957 nt
Organism: Macroventuria anomochaeta
Lineage: Eukaryota; Fungi; Ascomycota; Dothideomycetes; Pleosporales; Didymellaceae
Exons: 1
Coding region: 188-733 (181 amino acids)
Source: RefSeq, a predicted model, not a curated record